GGACCCCUCAACAAGACGCAGAGGAGCGUAAGACACAAAUCUGUGCGAAAGCUUUCUACGCAGCGGUGUGUGUAAUUACAGAGAGUCAGGCGGUGGCAGCGAAAUCAAAAGCAGCUUGCGGUUCCGAAGCUUUGUUUGUUUACACCUAGCCUGCUCGUCUCCAACUUGGCGAAGCGGUCAAGUAUUCACAACGGGACUCCUCACGGACCCCUCCCUUUGACUCCUACAGAUCCGGCGUCAUUAUUUCUACCACAAAGAACCAUAGGUUCCACAACCGUCAAACCAACCAUCUCAGCAACCUUCCAGGGUUGGAACUACCGACGCCACCCACCAUGUUCACCGCCACUUCUCAGAAUAUGAUGGCCCAUCUGGCCGCGCGUACACCGGUUCCAAAAGUCAAGGCCUUCAGCUUCAGUGAAUAUCGUUCGCCUGAAAACGAUUCUGAUACUGAUAGCAAUUCGAGCCCCUUCCAGUCAUACAAUGCUGUCGACCCCAAGCCCAAAUUCUCUUCCUUUCCUGCUCCUGCGGCUCCAAAUAACGGGCAGAGAGCAUCUAACCACCGGAACCUGCGUCUCUCAUUCAACAUCGCUGCUCCCGAUGAAGACGAUGUUGAGGACCAGUCUUCUGAGGUCAAGCAAUCCAUGACGUUCGGUACGCAGCGCGACGCAACCCACUCGCCAGUCCCUGCUGUGGCCGCGGGAUCAAGCUCAGUGCGGCCGCCUGCAGCUGUGCCUAGCCAAGCGACAGCGUUUAAGCCGCGGAGGUCUUCUGCUCUCAGUACUAGCCAGUAUUUCGAUGCCGUUGAGGAGCAAAGUGCCACCAAGCAUAUGGCAGCAAUCCAGGAAGAAGAACCGGUUGAGCCAGCAAUGAAGAAGUCCACAAACAGGGAGAUCGCGAACACGCAGAGGACUCUCAAACCGAAACCGAACCCUGAGCCUGAGCCAACUGCUGCGGACGAACCAUACUAUUCUCCCGACGAGUAUGAGCCCCACGAAGGUGACCUAGUCAUUCGAGACGCCGAGCCAUCCUCAUGGAUCCAUGACUUCACAGGCCGCAUCGUCACCCGCAAAGACUAUCUUCCCUGCACGCGAGCCACUGCAGCCGACACCAAGCGUCUCAAGCGCGCAGCCAAGGAUUUGAUCCGCUAUGAGGAAUCCGAAGACAUCUACGCUGAGCUGUUGGACAGGCUCAAACGCAUGAUUGACCGUGAAGACCAGAUGGCGGAGGAGCAGCAACGGCCGGAGCUCUCGGUCGCUCGGCUGGCUAGGCGUUUGAGGUCCUGGUUGAGACGGAUUGCUGACGGACAGAUAAUUGCGGGCGAGAGUCCUAGGUUCAUUGAGCAUCAGCUGGAGUGGGCGGAUUGGCUAUAUGCGGCGGCGGACACUGGCGUGCUACAUGUCAAGACGAGGCGGUGCAACUGUAAAGCCGAGUGGACGAAGUAGGAGGCAUAAGCUCGAUGCGCAAAUAUGGGGCAUGGGAAAGGGCAUUAUCGGAUAUGGCCAUUGCUAUAAUUCUGGAAGCAGUUAAGAGAGUUCAGGCAUGGGCACAUACCUGUGUAUCAUGGCAUAGUCCUGUACUUUCUCACUUUUGGGUCAUCCGCUCAGGCGGACGUUGGACGGAACCUUACUCUCUGGAGGGGGAUUUGAAGGCCGCUAUGCUGAUGAUACCAU
Westerdykella ornata is the source of this 1670-nucleotide messenger RNA. RefSeq lists its product as uncharacterized. Lineage: Eukaryota; Fungi; Ascomycota; Dothideomycetes; Pleosporales; Sporormiaceae. The transcript is spliced from 2 exons. Bases 333 to 1442 code for a protein of 369 amino acids. The record is from RefSeq and is a predicted model, not a curated record.